CCCUUUUCUCUAUUCCCCUUUCUGCCUUGAAGUUAAGGGGUGAGUCACCCCUUCGGUGUAUCUUGAUAUUUCGACUCUGUCACUACUCAUCACCGCCAGAUACGCCCCCAUUUGGGUCAGCCUGAGGCACUGCUCAUGCUUGCUCCGGCUACUACGUGUUGAAGCUAAGCUUGUUCAUAUCGCCAUGUGCCAUGUGAUAGUCCUUGAUGUACAGGCUUCUAGUGUAAGUAUUGUAAGUUAAAGUACUUUCUCUUAAUACUCUAUAUAAAGACAGGAUGCCUCCGUCUUUUUAUUCACAUUCCUAGUCUCUCUGCAGCAACCAGACAAGUUCGUCAUAGUCCUAUAUCUCUAUCAAGAAAUCUAUCAAGCAAUCUGCUUAACAUUCUAUACCAAUUCACUCAAAUACCUGCCACUACCAAGCAAUGGCAUCAUACACUUCCAAGUCAUCCCACGCCGUCGUUGUAGACAACCGUUCCUCUCGCUCGUCAUCUGCAAGCUCAUACAACACAAUGUCUUCGCGCACUAGCCUAGGCGCUGGUUCUACCUCUUACCCCAGUGGCUCUUCUGGAAUCACACCUGUUGUCCACGAGCAUGGCCGAUCUUCUAGGGCCGAUGACUUCACUGUUGAUAUCACGCGCCGGUCUGGUGUCACCGUCUUCAACCACCACGGCACUGGCUAUGAAGACAGUGCCCCAUCUCCGAGUUACGGGAAGUCCGACUACAGAGAGUCCAAAAAGACUUCGGGCGGAAAGUCCCACUCGGGAUCCCGCUGAUUCGAGUCGACACGUCUCAAUCAUUUAUGUUAGGCGCAUGGGCUUUUGGGAUUAGGGCAGGCUUUUGAGCGGAAACAUUUAUUCGGCUGGGCACAGGAUUAUACCAUGGAUCUCUUAUUACUUACGGAAGCUGGAUAUCCAGCAGGAAGACUACAGAAUCGCCUCGGGGCUACUAGAUGUGUAUAAUUACUAACAACAUUUCAUAUCACUUUAUGUACUUCUAUGGUCGAAUCUAAUCUUAUCUUUUGCACUUCAUCACGAAUCCGCAUUAGACAUUACGUAGGCGUUCUGAAAUUAUCGAUUGGUCUACCAUAGGCC
Messenger RNA from Daldinia loculata, 1091 nucleotides. RefSeq lists its product as uncharacterized. The transcript is spliced from 2 exons. NCBI's taxonomy places the organism in Eukaryota, Fungi, Ascomycota, Sordariomycetes, Xylariales, Hypoxylaceae. The coding region runs from base 423 to 773 and encodes 116 amino acids. The record is from RefSeq and is a predicted model, not a curated record.